Molecule: messenger RNA, 1818 nt
Organism: Aspergillus ibericus CBS 121593
Lineage: Eukaryota; Fungi; Ascomycota; Eurotiomycetes; Eurotiales; Aspergillaceae
Gene: cwc27
Product: putative peptidyl-prolyl cis-trans isomerase
Exons: 3
Coding region: 218-1699 (493 amino acids)
Biological process (GO): protein folding; protein peptidyl-prolyl isomerization
Cellular component (GO): catalytic step 2 spliceosome
Molecular function (GO): peptidyl-prolyl cis-trans isomerase activity
Source: RefSeq, a predicted model, not a curated record
CGCUUCUUCUCCGCUUGAACCACAACCCGACCCAACCACCGGGUCUGAUUCCACGCGACCUCACGAAUUGAAUUGAACCCAUUCUUCUAUACUACCAACCCAUCCCUCCUAUACCGCACAUCCACACCACACUACCAAAGCAAACAGGGAGCUCAGCUGCCCACCACCACCCUUACCUACCACCUCCCUCAACAACAACCACAACCACACCACCAAAAUGUCCACCCACUACAACACCGAACCCACCGCCACCGCCUCCGCAACCCUACACACCACCCUGGGCCCCAUACACAUCGCGCUCUUCGCGUCCCAAACGCCCCUCACAUGCCGCAACUUCCUCCAACACAUCAGCGACAACUACUACACAGGGACAAUCUUCCACCGAAUCGUCCCGAACUUCAUCCUCCAGGGCGGCGAUCCCACCGGCACCGGAUCCGGGGGCACCUCUAUCUACGAAGACCCAUUAUUCGAGUACGACGCCGCGGCGCGCGAUCCGAACGAGAAAGUCGUCUUACGCGAUGAAUUGCACAGUCGGUUACGGUUCAAUCGGCGGGGGUUAUUGGGGAUGGCGAAGUCCGAGGACGGGUCGUAUGGGAGUCAGUUCUUUAUUACAUUGGGGGAUUUGGGGCCGUUGGAGGGGAGGAUUGUGAAGAGGGAUAAUAAGAAGGGAGGGAAGACAUUGUUGAGCUUUGGCGAUGAGGAGGGGGAGGAGGGGGAGGAGAUGCCCGUUAGGGCCGCGAAGCCGAAAUAUAAUGCUGCGCUGGUGACGGAUACGGGGGCUGGAAAUGGUGACGAUGCACCGGUCGAGAAGAAGAAGAAGAAGACAUCGCCUCCACGCAGACGCUCGCCGACGCCCCCGCCGGCUGUUGAACGGCCUAAGACUCCUGACCCGGCCAUGCAACUCCCUCUCCCUGACCCGGAGUCUCCAGAGCGAUCCCCCUCCCCAGAGCCUGCACCACAGUCCCGACUGGACCGUACCAAUGCGGAGAUCGAGUCCCUCAAGGCCUCGAUGCGCCGAACCGUCACCACUGAGGUAGAAACCGGAGGGAAGAAAUCCGCGCUGGAAGCCAUGAUCCCUCAAACCGCCAUCCGCGGCCGGAGACGCCCUGCACCGGGAACAUCGACGAGCAGCAGCGCCACGAACGGGAUCACAGGGUUCUCCAGCUCGAGCGACAACGCCGCACUAAAGAUGUUCAACGCAUUCAAAGCGAAACUCGAAGGCGCCGACGCAGCCCCGAAACCCACCACCACCACAACAACAACCUCCCACACCACAUCCCAAAACAACAACCCCGCCCUCGACGACGACGCCAACGAAGACGAAGAAUCCCAACUCUGCGACCUCCACUUCAUCGCGAACUGCCAAUCCUGCCAAUCCUGGUCCGACAACACGGCCGAGAACACCGCCGGCGAAGGUCCCGCCGACGAUAGCACAGACCUGGGCUGGCUGACGCAUCAACUCCGCUUCGGAAAAGAUACGUUAGGCAAAGACCUAAACUGGAAGAAAGAGCACCCUGAUGACCUAGACAGUCUAAUGGUGAUUGAUCCGCGAGAGAAAGAGAGGGAGAUUGUCGCGUCUGGAUCGGGAUCGGGUUCCAAAUCAGGAUCCGGAAAACGGAGAGGUCUCGAGCGGGAUCGCGAGCGUGAUCGGAAGAGAGGUCGGGUGGGGGAUUUGGAGUGGGAAAAGAGUCGGCGGUGAUUCCAUUAUCCUUGAAUCCGAAUGCUAUAUAGGGAGAUGUUUAGUAGGAUAUCCUCAUCAUAUACCAUGCCAUACUUACUACAUACUACAUAGAACCAUUAACUUGGUACUACAUCAGU